Symsagittifera roscoffensis is the source of this 1191-nucleotide messenger RNA. RefSeq lists its product as uncharacterized. Gene Ontology annotation, biological process: DNA integration. The record is from RefSeq and is a predicted model, not a curated record. The transcript has a single exon. Gene Ontology annotation, molecular function: nucleic acid binding. The coding region runs from base 1 to 1191 and encodes 396 amino acids. NCBI's taxonomy places the organism in Eukaryota, Metazoa, Xenacoelomorpha, Acoela, Convolutidae.
AUGCACCGCCAGUUCGGACAUUGCUCCGCAAAACGGCUCGAGCAACUACUCAAGCAGAGUGGCUACAAAAGCGCAACUUUGCAGUCUGAUGUGGAAAGUGCAGUUGAUGAAUGCGAAACUUGCAAGAAGUUUGGCCGUGCUAAACCAAAACCUUCGGAUUCCUUGCCUCUUACAGUGAAGUUCAACCAGGUGGUUUCUAUGGAUUUGCACAAAUUGAGCGAGCUCGGGCCUAAUACGCAUUAUUUUCAUCUUAUAGAUCUUUUUACGCGUUUCAGCGUUGCCUGUAUAGUUCACAACAAAAAUCCUGAGACCAUCAUAAGUGCGGUUUUGAGAAAUUGGUGCGUCGUAUUUGGGCUACCAGAAACAUUUAUGAGUGAUCGAGGAGGUGAAUUCAACAACGAGAGGUUUCUGUCUAUGACUGAGUGCUAUAACAUCUGGGUUAUUUCGAGUGCAUCGUACAGCCCUUGGUCUAACGGGGUUGUUGAGAGGCUUAAUGCGAUUGUUACUGAAGCUUUCUGGAAAACAAGAUCAUCUGGUGAGAGCACAGACGAUAAUUUAUGUCUCCAAUUUGCCGUACAUGCCAAGAAUUGUCUGUCUAACGCGUCAAGUUUCACUCCUUUUCAGCUGGUUUUCGGGUCCUCCCCAAACUUGCCGAAUGUAAUUGAGGAUAGAGAUCCAGCUCUAGAAUGCGUGACGACCUCAGAGUACGCACGUGAACAUCUGAACCUGCUCAACAAGUCUCGACAAGCCUAUAUAGAGUGCGAGUCCUCUAACCGUAUCAAAAGAGCAUUGAGAACAAAUGUUCGUAGCGGCGAAGAAGUCCAACCGUCUGAUCAAGUGUUUUACAAAAGGUCUGAAAACCAAUGGAGAGGCCCAGCCACACUUGUGAACCGACUAGGAUCCGAGAUUGUUGUUAAACAUGGCGGUCAGUUGAUCAGUGUCCAUCCAACUCGCGUCCGGAAGUGUCAGUCGGACAGUAUAGAAACGCUGACCACAGCCGCUCAUCCCGAGAACAGAACAGAAAUUCCGUUAGUCAUUGGUUCAGAAAGUACCAAAGUAGACACCAGAACUUGCCCAGCAACUGCAGUGAAGAGUAAUGAAGAAGAAUAUAAUGUCGCUGAAGACCGGAUUCCACCAGAGAAAAGCGUUGAACAAGUAGAUAAUCACGCUCAAAACGGUAUGAAGAAUUAG